AUGCUUUACCAUGCAUAAGACUGCAUAACCGACUGCCCACAGUACUACACAGCUGUAGGAAUAUUAGCCACGCCCUUUCCUUUCUACAUUUUAGAUUAUAGUGUGCAGAGGAUUGUCUUUUACAUGAAGCAUGUAACUAAUAUUGAUCCUUACAGUCCAUACUAGUAUACUAGCACACCACUAGUAUCCUAGAGAGAGAGAGAUUACAUUUCCUUUUACAACCUAUAUUAUCUAAUACUUUAGAUAUAUCCUUGCUAGUGUACUAGCCUGUUUCUGAUGCUCUGUUUAAGGAAAAUUCACCAAUCACAAUUUUCCCUUAUACUGUUGCCAUGGUGAAUUUUCCCCACUUCUAUAAAACUCCCUUAAGGUGGUUGGCUUGAAGCAAUCACAGUUGUGCUCUAUUAUUAACAACGUAAUGAAAAGUGUUGUCCUCUAUAUUGAAGAUUCUAUCAGCUCCCUCAUUCACACAAGAUUUCCUAAUAUAUCUUUUGGGAAGCACCCACAGGGCCAUUCUCAUACCACAUGCGCUGUAACCGUGGCUACAGGCAUAGAUGAUCUCUUGAGGGCCUCCUUUUGCUCCCAGCAUGCUUGCUGACACUAAUCUGCAUACUCACUGCAAUCCCCUUCGCUGACAGUGGCAAGAUUAGAUUAGUGUCUUAUGCUGGGGCUAGAGAAUCGAUCUGGGUAAAAGUUGCACAGCCGCAUGUGAUAGAAACUCACAGAGGACACACUGAAAUGUGCUUUUUGUGUUGGGUCUCUCUAUCUGUUGUGCAAAUACACUAUGUCAUCACUGAGUCUAUUAGCUGCACAGUGCACUUGACGUUCUUGUGUUGUUCCCUUUCUGUGACUGUUUUUUUUUGGGGGGGAGUAGUUCAGGAGGUAAUAACAGGCCUGUGUUCAUAACAUUAGUUUAAUUUAUAAUGAGGCAACUGACUUGACAAGUUUAGAGAAAUUUAAGGAUUGGUUAGGAGUGUGACUAACGUUUCCAUCAUUCAGUUAGUGCUGUAGUAUGCCUACUGAUCUGUUAUAGUAAAAGCAGAGUCAGCUCAUCAUCCUGUGAUGGAACCAGAAGGGCCAGAUGAUGCUUGCGUGACCCAUGGCUGUUUUCUUCAGCAAGUUUUAAAUUGCCCCAACUAAUCCCAACACAGCCAACAAAUUUUCCCUUACUUAAUUUCUCCCCUUGUCUUGUAAUACUUAUUUGUCUGAUAAAAUAAAAAAUGUGCUUGGCUAAAUGGGGGGUGUCUUCUCAUUGUAAAACGAUACCUUCCCUGUACCGGCUCCACUGACAUCUGGCUAAUGAGCUCUAAUCACAUUACAUGUCAAGCAGGAGGAACCGAGCGCACAACAGAACAGGCAGGAAGCUGUGGGUGAACACAGGAAAUUGGUUUGUUUUAAAAUUCCCAAUAACUUUUCCCAGCAAGCCUGAUAUUCCCUGCCAGUAUGGCUACCUGGUGAUAACUGAUGAUACAAAAGGGUUUCCUAAUUAUUUCCUUCUUUUACAGUAUGGCUGAGAAGUAGUUUGACCACUGACUGGCACCCAUUAGGUUUAAACAACAAUACUAACUGGCGUGCUAAUACAGUGUUAAGCCUUUACUAGGCUGUUUUAUAAGACAACUUACAUAGUAUGACCUAGGACAGACUGAAAUAUCCCCAUACAAUGUCACCAUUAUCCCUUGACAUACAAAUAAAACAAGUAUUAAGGUAAUGACACAAUUUCCUUAUUUAAUUAUCUUUAAUCUGAUGUAGGUUAUUAAUCUUAUUUGUUUGUCUUUUUAGAUAAGCUUGUAUCAUUUGUUCAUGAAACACAGGUCAGGUUCAAUGAUGUUUUACUAUAAUUUAAUGGUGGCUAUUCUAUGAUGGCUCAGGUUGGACCAUAGACAGUCUAUGGGUUGGACUGACUGUAGUUUCUUUUAAUCAGUGGGCUACAGAGAGUGUGAUUUAAUGCCGCUAAGUGUCAAAUUUCUGCGUCUCUUGUUGCAUAGCAACCUCCAAAUAAUGGUUGUGACCCCAGAAUGAAAAGAACGAGCUAUAUCGUCUGAAGACAGCAUGUAUCAGCGUGCGGAGAUAUGUCUACCUCGAAAGAAGAGGGUACAAGAAUCCUUCCGGAUCUUUGAUGAAAAGGUGCCGGAUCGAUUAAGUCCGGACGAAUUCUACAAGGACCAUAAAUAUGAAACCAGAGAUCGAAGAGAAACGGAGCUGCUGAAAUCGCAUAACAUCCCGCAGCCGUACAACGCGAGGUUCAUUCGAACCAAUGCCAGAUUCUUUAAUGAGCCUAUUGCUUAUAUGGAAACCGACGGCACAAUGGCUGAACAGUUUAAAUGGUGGUCAGAUGUCCUGGACAAGGAAACAGUACACAGAAAAGCAGCAUACAGUAAGGACAGCACUCAGAGGACUGAUUACCAGCCCAUCACACACACUGCAGUAACCAGAGUCCGAGAGGGAAGAGACAGGUCUCCAGCUACAGGAAUCGUUCCGACUCUGAGCCCCCUUGGACAGCCUAAAGAAUUAGUGGAGUACAUGUCCUUCCUUCACCAGUAUGAUUCCAGGAGAACACAUGGCCAGCCCUACCAAGGAAGACGUCAUGGAGCCUUUGUGUGGAGUGAGAGGGGGGUGAGUGGGCCCAUCGCAUUCCAGAGCACGGCGGGGCCUCGUUCGCCCUUUGAGGGAAGAGUGAACAGACUGACCUCUUCCCAGGAGGCUCCUCCAGGCCCUCAGCAGAUGUGCAUGUCCACAGGGGCCCUCUCAUGCCGGCCAGGCCCUGCUCCUGGGAGCACCCAGAAUGCGAAGGUGGAGUGGGUGGAAGAGAUCGCUCCUCCACUGAAUGCAGUCCCACAAGGACCAUAGCCUCAUACCACAUAUGUCCCCACUUUUGGUUUAGCUACCACAAAAUGAAUUGAUGUAGUCACUGGACCUUGUGACAUGCGCUGGAACUUGUGACAAAUUACAGUGUUUCACAAUUA
Messenger RNA from Electrophorus electricus (electric eel), 2960 nucleotides. The record is from RefSeq and is a predicted model, not a curated record. Lineage: Eukaryota; Metazoa; Chordata; Actinopteri; Gymnotiformes; Gymnotidae.